Messenger RNA from Echinostoma caproni, 1302 nucleotides. The record is from the annotation of a GenBank genome assembly. Lineage: Eukaryota; Metazoa; Platyhelminthes; Trematoda; Plagiorchiida; Echinostomatidae.
AUGGACGUUCUGGCGGAAGCGCCAAAAACUCGUUUUGCUUAUAUGCAAGCGGACAACCAUUCAGAUGCCAUUACCGUGGUAUCGUUGAGUCGUGAUGGAACUUGUUGUGCCACAGCUAGUCUGGACGGAAAAGUUUGUAUUUAUUCUAUUCUUUCCUCUCCGGAGGAGGGUGAACAGGGAAUUUCACCGAUUCAUGUAUUCUCACCUCACGACGGUGCGCCUGUUUAUGGCCUGAUUUUCAUCAACGCUGAUCAUGAGGAUAGUGAUGCACACGAGAGUACCAGAGCAACCUGGAGUUAUUUGCUCACGGGUGCUUCGUUUAAUCGUGAACUGCGCAUUUGGUCCUGUACCGAUUGGCACUGUGAACAGACUGUGCGCUUUUGUGCGGCCACCCCAGUUGCAAUCACAUCAGACACCGGAGUGGCUACAUUUAUGCCAAAUGCGAAACCCAGCAUCAUCAUGGCCCUGGACCUAACCUCAUCGGUGCUGGUCGCUUCUGAUAUUACACGACGGGUUCUCUACAUUCUAGAGAUUACCCGUGACUUGUCAAGUCCCAGUGCAACAGAAAGCCGCCGAACUCGGAUGCGUUUUUCGUCUAUCAGCGAAUUUUUACUGACCACUCCGUGCAUUUUGUUUGCACUGGGCGAAUUGAAUCGCAAAGCAUUGACGGAUUCCGAUCUUUCUUCUCUCCCUUCGGGAAAAAAGCAAAGUAUGGACUUGGUGAGCCUUGAGAUUCAUGCCAUUCACACGUGGUCUCCGAAUCCGGACUUCAAAGAACCGCAUGACGUGACGGUCGAGUGUGCUUUGGAGGCGACUUCCGAUCUGGAUGAACUGGAUAUUCCACCGUUACGUCCGUCCGAUUUCUCACAAACAUCUAUUCACGAGCCCCAGUGUGUCCCAACUGAAAGUUCUCCAAAUGCGGACAUCACAGCACAGGUACCCGAUGUCGAACGUCUUUCGGACCUAGUCCCUCAGGGCACGUUCGAGCACACAACAAAUAAUGAGGUUUCACGGGUCGAAUUGGAUCACGUACCGUCGUUACCCGAAGGUGACGAACUUCACAAUUCCCCGGGAAUCUUGUCCGGGGAGUCUGUGCCUUCAUCGCGGUUGGAGAAUGAGGCACAAGUGACAUCUCCAGCUGGUUCACAUAGUGCCCGAAUGGACCACUCACCCGGCACGCCUCUUACGCGAUGUGAACAAACCCGACCAGAUUCUCCGGAGACGUGCACAAAUGACGACUCUGUGCUGAGCACAAAACCAAUUCCGGAACCAAUGAACGAUACACAAACCAGUAAGUUAUAG